AGACGACACAAAAGUAGAGUUGUACGUUGAAGUGUUUACCUUUGUGACGGUUCAUAGUGAAUCGUGUGACAGACAGAGCUGGAAAGAAGAUUCGCCAUGGCUUCAUCCUGCACGCAGUUGUGUCUAAAAUGCAGAGGUCUUCUUUGCUCAAAGACAGUGGCAAGUGCUUGGAGCUAUUCCACUCAGUUACGACAUUGCACUAAAGUUGCAAUUUUACCCGCAAAAAUCCUAAAUGGAUCCUCAGCUAUUGAGGGGAAUCAUACAACAACUGGAAGGCAGCAGUGGAAACAACAGAUGUUCUGUUACAGUGACUUAACUGCCAAACAUCUGGCAACUGAGGCUAAAGAAAGCAAUGAUAUUGAAGAUUUAUCAAGAGCUGAUGUUGUGGCAUAUAAGACUGCGCCAAUCAGAGAUGCUGUACCAGUGACUGAAAGCCAGACGUCAUUCGAUCUGGAUGCUGCUGCUGAAUUUUCAGCCUUAGAGGAGAUCAGUGAUGAAGAAGCUGUCAGUAUAUCUGUUCCUUCUGCCAUGCCUCCAGCCUCCAUCUCUCUUAGAGACUACGUUGACCAGUCUGAGACACUCAGCAAACUGGUGCAGCUAGGUGUAAACCUUUGGAAGCUUGAACAAAGGCCCAACGUGGGCUCCAUGUUGCUGAGGCUCAACUUCAACACAGAUGUGGCUCCAAGGCUGCUGUUUCUGAAAGAUAUCGGGGUGGAGGACUCUUGCUUUGGCUAUAUCAUCACGCACAAUCCCUUCAUUCUCACAGAGAAUUUGGAAAACCUACAGGCCAGGGUCAACUAUCUCAAGUCAAAGAAGUUCAGUUCAGAGACUGUUGCCUCCAUGGUAUCCAGAGCUCCAUAUCUGCUUAACUUCAGUGUAAAGAGGCUGGACAACAGACUGGGUUUCUAUCAGCAGCAACUCAGCCUCAGUGCUUCUAAUACACGGAAUGUUGUAGCUCGUCUACCUAGAUUACUGUGUGGAAGUUUGGAGCCUGUUAAAGAAAAUUUGAAGGUGUGUGAAAUAGAGCUUGGCUUCAAGCAAAAUGAGAUCCAACACAUAGUUAUUGCCGUCCCAAAAGUGCUGACUGCCAACAAAAGGAAGCUAAUCCAAAUAUUUGACUUCCUCCACAAUAUCAUGAAGGUGCCCCACCACCUGAUCUGCAAGUUUCCACAGGUCCUCAAUACAAAGUACCUGCGUAUCAAAGAGCGCCACCUGUUCCUCGAGUACCUUGGAAAGGCUCAGUAUGACCCAUCUCUGCCAAACUACAUCUCCCUCGACCGCCUGGUGUCUUUGCCCGAUGAGACUUUUUGCACAGAGUUGGCUUUGGCCACACUGGAAGAUUUUUAUCUGUUCCAAAAGACACUUUGAUUCAUCAUGAAGGGAUGUCAGAAAACAAGUGAUCCUGUAAUAGCAGAUAUAUGCAGACAUAAAAGUCUUAUAGAGCAUCAACUGAAUUUGAAAUAAAAAGUUUGCUUUGUAAAUAUGAUGGUUAAUAAAUGUACACAAUGUAUACCAGCUCCUCUACCUGAAAUACUUUUAUUUACCUGACUGUUUGUGUAAAGAGACCAUAAAUGUGAUAAAAGUGAACUUCAGUCUGGCGUCCGCAAAACAUGUGCAGUGGUGGAAUGUAACUAAGUACAUUUAAUCAAGCACUCUCCUUGAUUGCAAAUUUCAAAACACUUGAAAUUUACUUUUAAUGAUAAUAAUGAUGAUAUUUCCAUUCCAUAUUAACUCGAUACUUCUGUUCCACUACACGUGAAGUGUUUAAUAGCAGUAGUUUUAGCAGUUAGACACGCCAUACAAAACAUAAAAUCAUCUUAUACAAUAUGAUGCAUUGAUAUGCUGCAGAUUUUAUCUGCCAAAUAUACUUGCUUAAAUACAUUUGCGUUAGUGCUGUUUACCUGUGAAUGCAUCAGGAAUACUAAUUAAUUAAUAAAAUAUGUAAUAACACAACACUGAAAGGUGCCAGUCUGCAUAAUAAGUGCUGUCACUGUCAAUACAUGAGUUAAAAUUUAAGGAUUUGCAUUGCAGUUUAGGAUUUUGAAUGCAGAACUUCUACCUGUACUUUGUAUUUUUAUA
Messenger RNA from Chelmon rostratus (copperband butterflyfish), 2079 nucleotides. RefSeq names its product mitochondrial transcription termination factor 3 (gene mterf3). Bases 97 to 1368 code for a protein of 423 amino acids. Gene Ontology annotation, biological process: regulation of DNA-templated transcription; mitochondrial ribosome assembly. Gene Ontology annotation, molecular function: double-stranded DNA binding. NCBI's taxonomy places the organism in Eukaryota, Metazoa, Chordata, Actinopteri, Chaetodontiformes, Chaetodontidae. Gene Ontology annotation, cellular component: mitochondrion. The transcript is spliced from 8 exons. The record is from RefSeq and is a predicted model, not a curated record.